Molecule: messenger RNA, 1374 nt
Organism: Dendrobium catenatum
Lineage: Eukaryota; Viridiplantae; Streptophyta; Magnoliopsida; Asparagales; Orchidaceae
Product: NPC intracellular cholesterol transporter 1
Exons: 13
Coding region: 1-1374 (457 amino acids)
Source: RefSeq, a predicted model, not a curated record
AUGGCUGAAAUGGCUUGGUGUUUGGCUGAGGGAAGAAGGUCGGUUGGUAAUGUGAGGUGGAUUUGGAGCUGUGGUCUUCAGCCUGGGCGUGAGGAGGCAAAGACGGACAAGGGAGGAGCUGGACGAGGAAACGUCUGCCUAAGGUUUUACAUCAGCGGGAAUUACGGGAUUCAGCAGGAUUUAUGGGAAUUGAUCGGAGAUCUCAGAGCAGGAUAUCUGAGGUCUAAGUUAACUUUGGACUGGGAUUUUAUUGAAUUAACAUUGUUUCAGGUAUUGCUUGGUCUGUCAGGAGUUUUUGUUGUUAUACUCUCAGUUCUUGGAUCAAUUGGAUUCUAUAGUGCUAUUGGAGUGAAGUCUACUUUAAUAAUAAUGGAAGUCAUUCCAUUUCUUGUGUUAGCCGUUGGAGUGGAUAAUAUGUGUAUUCUUGUGCAUGCUGUCAAGCGCCAAACAACUGAUAUAUCCUUAGAAGGGAAAAUAAGCAAUGCACUUGUGGAAGUUGGGCCUUCCAUAACCCUUGCUAGUUUGUCUGAAGUUUUAGCCUUUGCUGUUGGAAGUUUUAUUCCAAUGCCUGCUGUUCGUAUCUUCUCUAUGUUUGCUGCAUUGGCUGUUUUUCUGAACUUCAUUUUGCAAGUUACCGCUUUUGUUGCGCUUAUCAUAUUUGACAUUUGGAGAACUAAUGAUAAUAGGAUCGAUUGUUUUCCAUGUGUUAAACUUGCGCCAGCUGUUGGAUCUGAAAGAGCUAUUCUCCAAAGAAAACCAGAAUUUCUUGUGCGUUAUAUGGAGGAUUUCCAUGCACCCAUGCUUGCCAUUCCUGGAGUUAAAAUUAUGGUUAUUGCUGCAUUCACUGCAGCUACUUUUAUGAGUAUUGCACUCUGCACAAGGCUUCAACCUGGUUUAGAUCAAAAGAUUGUCCUUCCUAGAGACUCUUAUCUUCAGGGUUACUUUGAUGAUCUUGCACAUUAUCUGAGAGUAGGUCCACCACUGUAUUUUGUUGUAAAAGACUUCAACUAUAGCUUGGAAUCAAAUCAAACAAACAAGAUAUGCUCCAUCAGCCAAUGUGAUUCAAACUCCCUUUUGAAUGAGAUUACAAAGGCAUCAUUAAUUCCAGAAUCCAGUUUUAUUGCCAAGCCAGCAGCCUCAUGGCUUGAUGACUUCCUUGUAUGGUUGUCUCCAGAAGCAUUUGGUUGCUGCCGUAAGUUUGUAAACGGAAGCUACUGUCCUCCAAAUGAUCAGCUUGAUAUAUUGGCCAUUUCUAAAAAAAAAAUAAUCCCAGAUGUGUCUCGGGCCUGUUUGUCUGCAUUUUCUGCAACUAUGUUUAAAGGAGCCACUGAUUGUGAAAGGGAAAUUAAAAUCUGCUGUCAGAUAGCUAAUUAA